AUGACCUUCUGGCUCUUCAAGAUCGGGUACUUGCUAUUCUUCGUAAUUUUAUCCCUUCUCUCAACAUCUGCAGUCGUUUACACGAUCGCGUGCAUUUACACAGCAAAAGAGACAACCUUAAACAAAGUCUUAUCUGUGGUCCCCAAGGUUUGGAAGAGGCUUAUGAUUACUUUCACUUGGAAUUUCGUCUUCGUUUUUGUGUACAAUUUUCUAUGUAUAUUAAUAUUGUUCUCGAUAAUGUUCUCCAAAGGAUUCGAGCAUAUGGGCUAUGUUAGUGGUACGGCUUUUCUACUCGUAUUAUCUAUCCCAUACUUCAUGGGGCUUCUCUAUAUUACGGUGAUAUGGCAUUUGGCAAGUGUGGUUUCCGUGUUGGAAGAGAGUUAUGGGCUAAACGCAAUGAGGAAAAGCCAGGGUUUGAUCAAGGGCAAGAUGGGAAUUUCCGCUGCGGUUUUCGUUGUGUUGGGUUUAUCUUUCUUUGGGAUUCAACAUAUGUUCAAAAUUCACGUGGUUUUCGGACAUGAAGGGAUUGGGAAAAGGAUUGUGUAUGGGAUUAUUUGCCUUGUUUUGCUAUCGAUUUCUAUGCUAUUUCAACUCAUUAUGGAGACGAUUGUUUACUUCGUUUGCAAGUCGUAUCACCACGAAAAUAUCGAUAAGUCAUCGUUAGCUGAUCAUCUUGGUGGAUAUCUUGGGGAGUAUACUCCUCUACAGCAUAAGGAUAUUCAGUUCGAGGAAUUUUAA
Messenger RNA from Erythranthe guttata (spotted monkey flower), 738 nucleotides. RefSeq lists its product as uncharacterized. The record is from RefSeq and is a predicted model, not a curated record. Lineage: Eukaryota; Viridiplantae; Streptophyta; Magnoliopsida; Lamiales; Phrymaceae.